CGUGAGAUUGGACAGCGAAAGCACGACAUCCAUCUUUCUCAAAAGUUUUAUAUAUUUUUGUCUUGAACCCUCCAUUCUCCUCAUUCACCGCUUGCCCUUUUCUGCUCCUUGUAAAUACACAUGAAGAUCAUCGACAAGAUUACUCGUGCCGAAGAGGAACGGCGGCCCUUCUGGUCUUUCGAAUAUUUCCCGCCAAAGACCACAGCCGGUAUUCAGAAUCUGUUUGACCGCAUGGAACGCAUGUAUAAUCUUGGUCCAGAAUUCGUCGACAUCACCUGGAAUGCUGGCGGUACUUCUUCUGAUCUCACAACUGAGCUUGUUGCGACUGCCCAGAGUGUUUACGGCCUUGAGACAUGCAUGCAUCUUACCUGCACCAACAUGCCCAAAGAAAAGAUUGAUGCUGCUCUAAAGGCGGCAAAAGCCUGUGGAAAUCAAAAUAUUCUGGCCCUUCGAGGGGAUCCACCCAGGGGCCAGGAGCAAUGGGUUUCUUGUGAUAAUGGCUUUUCAUAUGCUUCGGAUCUAGUCGCAUACAUUCGUCAAGAGUAUGGAGAUUACUUCUCAAUUGGUGUUGCAGGCUAUCCGGAAGGGCACCUGGACUCAUCAAGUAAGGAAGAUGAUUUCAAAUGGCUCAAGCAUAAGGUUGACCAAGGCGCAGAUUUUAUUGUCACACAACUAUUUUACGACACAGAACUCUUUAUAAACUGGGUUAAGGAGUGUCGAGAGUACGGGAUCACUGUACCUAUUCUACCAGGCAUUAUGCCGAUCCAGAACUUUGGAGGAUUCACGAGAAUGACAACGCUAUGCAAAACAUAUGUGCCUGAGCGUAUUAAGCGUGCAUUGGAGCCUAUCAAGGAGGAUGACCAGGCAGUAAAGGAUUUUGGUGUCAAACUUGCUGUGGAAAUGUGCAAGGAAAUCCAAGCAGCCGGGAUCAAUGGCUUUCACUUUUAUACCCUCAACCUAGAAAAAUCUACUCGACUGAUCCUUGAAGGUCUUGAAUUCGUAGCUCCACGUGAAAAUAUCCGUCAGCUACCAUGGAAUCCCUCCCUUUCCAAAAAGCGUGAAAAGGAAAAUGUACGACCUAUCUUUUGGAAGAAUAGAAUCAAGUCGUAUGUUGCGCGCACAGAAGCCUGGGAUGAGUUUCCUAAUGGUCGUUGGGGAGAUUCUCGAUCACCUGCUUUUGGUGAACUGGAUGGAUAUGGCACUUCGCUCAAAGUUACAGCCAAAGAGGCAUUGGAGCUGUGGGGUUAUCCCGAGAGUCCUAAAGAUGUGGCAAUCCUAUUCUCAAAGUACUGCCGAGGACAGGUCAAGUCGAUUCCUUGGAGUGACGAAAGCUCACUUUACCCGGAGACUGAGGCUAUUAGAGAUCGACUAGCGGAAAUCAAUGCACGUGGCUACCUGACCAUCAACUCUCAACCUGCAGUCAAUGGAGUGCGAUCGGACGAUAAGAUUCAUGGAUGGGGACCUAAGAAUGGAUAUGUUUAUCAAAAAGCAUAUCUCGAAUUUUUUGUUUCCCCAGAGAACUUGAGCGAGUUAGUUAAUAAGAUCGAGGAUGAGCCACAAAUUACUUACUAUGCGGUCAAUAAGCGAGGCGAUCUCAGGACAAACAGUCAGACUGAUGGGCCUAAUGCGGUCACCUGGGGCGUGUUUGUUGGCAAGGAGAUUGUCCAACCGACCGUUGUGGAAGUUGUUAGUUUCAUGGCAUGGAAGGAUGAGGCAUUCGAGCUGUGGUCAGAGUGGUCCAAGAUCUAUGAAGCUUCAUCCAUGUCCACCAAAGUGAUUAACGCAAUCCGAGAUGAGUGGUAUCUUAUCAACAUCGUUCAUAAUGAUUUCCAGGAUCCGGAAGGACUUUUCCGUUUGCUUGACUCUGUUAAAACUGUCGAUCACUCUGCGUUUGUUGCUAAUGGUCGAUCAUAAAAUCUUUGAACUACGUACCAAGCUUACGUAAUGGCACAUGAUACAUAAAUUAAGUCAAUAAAUAAAAUAUAAAUUUUUGGGAC
Lobosporangium transversale is the source of this 1997-nucleotide messenger RNA. Its product is annotated as methylenetetrahydrofolate reductase-domain-containing protein. Gene Ontology annotation, biological process: tetrahydrofolate interconversion. Gene Ontology annotation, cellular component: cytosol. Gene Ontology annotation, molecular function: FAD binding; methylenetetrahydrofolate reductase [NAD(P)H] activity. NCBI's taxonomy places the organism in Eukaryota, Fungi, Mortierellomycota, Mortierellomycetes, Mortierellales, Mortierellaceae. Bases 121 to 1914 code for a protein of 597 amino acids. The transcript is spliced from 5 exons. The record is from RefSeq and is a predicted model, not a curated record.